CCACAAUUCCUUGCCUCUCACUCUCGCGAUAAGCACGAUGCUCUCCCCCUAAUCAAAAUCCCAAAUCUCUCUUCUUCCCCCUCCUCCUAAUUCCUUCAAGAACACGCAGACCACCCAAGAACAAAGCUCGGCGCUUUGCCCAAGAAGCUUGACAACCCGAGACUCUCUCUCUCUCUCUCUCUCUCUCUCUCUCUCUCGAGCUUAGGAGAGUGGGCACGGGCGAACGUACAUGAUGGUGUCGAGGAAGUGCGAGAGCCCCGCGUCGAGGCUGCGCUGCCUGCUCGCGGUGGCGGUGACGGCGGCGGCGGUGAUGGGGUCGGGGCGGUCGGACAUGGACCAGGACCGGGCGGAGUGCGCGGACCAGCUGGUGGGGCUGGCGAGCUGCCUGCCGUACGUGGGCGGGGACGCCAAGUCCCCCACCAUCGACUGCUGCACGGGGCUGAAGGGGGUGCUGCAGAAGAGCAAGAAGUGCCUGUGCAUCCUCAUCAAGGACCGCGACGACCCCAACCUCGGCCUCAAGAUCAACGCCACCCUCGCCCUCGGCCUCCCCACCGCCUGCCACGCCCCCGCCAACAUCUCGGCCUGCGUCGAUCUCCUGCACUUGCCGGCCAACUCGACCGAUGCCAAGCUGUUCAGGGGGGCCGCGAACAGCACCACCGUCAGCAGCGCCACGGCCACCCCGGCCGCUAGCGCGAAUUCCACGAGCACUGGUGGUGGAUCGGCUGAAGCGAAGAGCCACGGCGGGGAUCGGACGACGAAGAGGUGGUGGGCACUAGAGAUCGUGUGCGGAGUCCUGAUGAUGGCGUUGCUAACACCGAAUCGAAUGUGGGGUGCUUGAUUUGGUUCGCGCGAUCGCGCUUUCUUUCUUUUUCUUUCUUUCUUCUUGUUCGAUACGGACGAUGUUGUCUUUGAUUAGGUGGUCGAUCCAAACCUUUCCAUUUUCGCUGGCUUAACGAUGUCGAUCAUUUGGAUUUCGGAUUGAAUAAAGAAGGACGAUGCACAUAAUUUGAGUGAGA
Eucalyptus grandis is the source of this 1016-nucleotide messenger RNA. Its product is annotated as non-specific lipid transfer protein GPI-anchored 6. The coding region runs from base 230 to 838 and encodes 202 amino acids. The transcript has 4 exons. NCBI's taxonomy places the organism in Eukaryota, Viridiplantae, Streptophyta, Magnoliopsida, Myrtales, Myrtaceae. The record is from RefSeq and is a predicted model, not a curated record.